Molecule: messenger RNA, 876 nt
Organism: Limulus polyphemus (Atlantic horseshoe crab)
Lineage: Eukaryota; Metazoa; Arthropoda; Merostomata; Xiphosura; Limulidae
Product: TOX high mobility group box family member 3-like
Exons: 5
Biological process (GO): regulation of transcription by RNA polymerase II
Cellular component (GO): nucleus
Molecular function (GO): chromatin DNA binding
Source: RefSeq, a predicted model, not a curated record
GAUGGGUAGAUAAAAGAAAUGAGUACGAAAGUUUUAUUUCUUUCAGACCAACGAUAACUUUGACCUUCAAGCCUUGAACCUCCAAGAUUCCAAUCAAAACCCUACAACCACUGCAAACUUCAUGUCUGUUGACCAGACUUUCCAUGCUCCGAGUUUUGGGGACGAAGAAUUCGGUAUUCCAACUUUAAAUAUGCCAUCCGGUGAUGGAAAUGGAACUCGUGGAGAUACCCUUGUUAAUCAGACACACUCACUUGCCCAAACUCAAGGAAUGACAGUAGUCAUGACUUCUUCCACUUCUUCUCCUACUCUGGGAAUAGUAGAAAGUCCCACAACCCAAUAUCCAAGACCUAAUGUACAGGAGAUGUACUUGCCUAGUAUGGGAGACAUCCAGGCUGGAGGGAAUAUAGGAAUGCCAAACAUGCAAAUGCAUGUUCAGCAAUAUGACAACCUCCCCAACACUUUUGGUCAAAUGCCACAACACCACCAACAACAACAACAACAACAGUUGUCAAUGCAGGCCAUGCCACCACCUCAGGCACCACAUCCACUGUCAACUCAGUCAUCUGUGAUUGGGGGACAUGCUCCUCUACUUACAACCAUAAGUCAAUCACAGCUUAUGACACAUUUAGGUAUGCAAGCCCCUUUGGGAAUUCCUGGACAACAAGGUCCUGGGUCUGUGGGGAGCUCUCCUGGAUCCAACCAUACUUCUCCAGGCCAAGAAACAAGUGAAGACAGUGAUGAUAGCACUCUUUUGCUAAUGGGUGGAGUAAAGAGGCCUUCACCUGAACCUGUAGAACCUGUUACUAACACCAAAUCAAACAAAAAACCCAAAGUUCCAAAGAAGAAGAAAAAGAAAGACCCGAACGAACCACAGAA